This is a messenger RNA of Scedosporium apiospermum, 1479 nucleotides long. Its product is annotated as Ribosome assembly protein rrb1. Bases 1 to 1479 code for a protein of 492 amino acids. The record is from RefSeq and is a predicted model, not a curated record. Gene Ontology annotation, molecular function: protein binding. Lineage: Eukaryota; Fungi; Ascomycota; Sordariomycetes; Microascales; Microascaceae. The transcript is spliced from 2 exons.
AUGUCGAAGCGGCCGGGCCAAGACGAAGCCGCGGCGGGCGGCGCCCUCAAAGACCGCGAGCGCCCCGAGCAGAUGGACGUCGACGACAACAAGGACAUGGGCGAAUUCGCCGACGAGUUCGAAGAUGAGUUUGAGAGCGAGGACGAGAUCAUGGAGGCCGGUGUCGAUGGGCGUCCUGACGCCGAGCGCGAAGCCGAAGAGAAAAACGCCAUGAGCGUAGACCAAGGCACCUUCAUCAUCGGCCGCCACAAGCUCGAACCAGGCCAAGUCCUCGCCCCCGACCCAACCGCCUACGAAAUGCUCCACUCCCUCAGCACCCCCUGGCCCUGCCUCUCCUUCGACAUAGUCCGCGACCACCUCGGCGACAACCGCAAGGUCUACCCAGCGACGAUGUACACCGUGGCCGGCACGCAAGCCGAGUCCUCCCGCUCGCGCGAGAACCAGCUCAUGGUGAUGAAGCUCAGCGGCCUCGGGCGCAUGGAGCGCGAAGGCGAAGAUUCGGACGACGAGGGCGAUGACGACGACGAUGAGGAUUCAGAUCCUAUCCUCGAGAGCAAGACUAUCCCGCUCAACUCGACGUCGAACCGCAUCCGCGCGUGGCAGCCCAACAGCGGUGCGACUGCGACGGGCACGAUGCCACAGACGUUAACGGCCGUGAUGACGGAAUCUUCCGACGUGUACAUCCACGACGUAACCGCCCACCUCUCCUCCUUCGACAACCCCGGCCUCGUCAUCUCCCCCCUCCAAAACCAACCGCAAUACACCGUCCGCUCCCACAAAUCCGAAGGCUACGCCCUCGACUGGUCCCCGCAAUCCACCUCCGACGCGCGCCUCCUGACGGGCGACAACGACGGCCUCAUCUACCUCACCUCCUCGACCAACGGCUCCUGGGCCACCGACGCGAAGCCCUUCAGGGGCCAUAACAGCAGCGUAGAGGAGAUCCAGUGGAGUCCCUCCGAGGCGUCGGUGUUCGCCUCUGCGUCGAGCGACGGCACGAUUCGCGUCUGGGACGUGCGGAGCAAGAGUCGGAAACCAGCUAUUACGGUCCAGGUGAGCGGGACGGACGUAAACGUCAUGUCCUGGUCGAGGCAGACGACGCAUCUCCUUGCCUCGGGCGCGGACGAUGGCGUUUGGGCCGUGUGGGAUCUGAGGCAGUGGAAGAGCGGGAGCGGAAAGCCGAGUCCGUUGGCGAGCUUCGAUUAUCACAAGGAGCAGGUCACGAGCGUCGAGUGGCACCCCACGGAUGAUAGCGUUAUUGCCGUCGCGGCGGGCGAUAAUACCGUUACGUUGUGGGAUCUUGCUGUCGAGUUGGAUGAUGAGGAGAGUAAGGAUACGGCGGGCGUGCCGGAUAUCCCUCCGCAGCUACUCUUUGUGCAUUAUCAUAAUGAGGUUAGGGAGUUGCAUUGGCAUCCUCAGAUUGUGGGGAGCCUUGUGGCGACGGGUGAGCAGUUUAGCGUCUUUAGGACGAUUAGCGUGUAA